AUGAAAGUAAAAAAUAAAAAAAAUGUAGUUAAAGCUAUUUCGGCUAUUGGUAAGACACAUAAAAUUAAAAGGAACAAAAUAAAACGAUUAACAGAAAAAAAAGGUAAAAAGAAGAAGAUAUCAAAAAAAGCACUGAUAGAAGUUGGUCUGAAAAAUGACAAACCAAAACCUAAGGCUAAAGUGGGAACAACUCAAUCUAUUACAAAUGACAAUUUAAUAAAAUUAACAAAUAUAAGUUACAAAGGUGCGCCUGAAAGCUCUACUCCUAGUUUGUACAAACAACAGAAAAAGGUAGAUGGAGACAAAACACCCGUGUCCUUCAUUAAGAUGAUGAAAGAUAAAUUGAAAGGUGCAAGAUUCAGAUAUAUAAAUGAACAAUUUUAUUCAUCUAGCAGCCAAGAUGCUUUGCUAUAUUUUAAAAAAGAACCCAGUGCAUUCAAAGCCUAUCACAAUGGUUAUAUGCAACAAGUUACUCAAUGGCCAGUCAAACCACUAGAUGUUAUAAUCAAACAAAUUAAACCAAUUUUGAAGAAGUCCAAUGUCAAUUCACCUGUUGUAGUUGCAGAUUUUGGUUGUGGUGAUGCUAAACUUGCUCGGGCAUUUCCUAAAGUAAAAGUUCAUUCCUUUGAUUUUGUAGCAGUAAAUCAGCAUGUAACUGCUGGAGAUAUGGCUCACACUAGCUUAGCCAAUGGGUCUGUUGAUAUAGCAGUUUUCUGUCUCUCUCUGAUGGGCACAAACUUGCAUUCAUUCAUCAAAGAAGCAAAUAGGGUUUUGAAAACCGGGGGUUUGAUGAAAAUAGCAGAAGUUGAAAGCCGAUUUGAUAAUAUUAACACAUUUGUUGAUAGUUUGGCUAAAUAUGGUUUUGAAAAAACAAAAGUAGAUCAGACAAUUGAAAUGUUUGUCUUUGUGGACUUGAAAAAAACUCAAGAUAUAAGUAAGACGGCAUUAAAAAAGAAACUACCUACAUUAGAAUUAAAACCUUGUAUUUACAAAAAACGUUAAUAUUUUUUUUAAUAAAGUUUUUAUAACUAAUGAAACGAUUAAACAAA
Molecule: messenger RNA, 1049 nt
Organism: Metopolophium dirhodum (rose-grain aphid)
Lineage: Eukaryota; Metazoa; Arthropoda; Insecta; Hemiptera; Aphididae
Exons: 4
Coding region: 1-1002 (333 amino acids)
Biological process (GO): rDNA heterochromatin formation; regulation of transcription by glucose; cellular response to glucose starvation
Cellular component (GO): chromatin silencing complex; rDNA heterochromatin; nucleolus
Molecular function (GO): methyltransferase activity
Source: RefSeq, a predicted model, not a curated record